This is a messenger RNA of Hypanus sabinus (Atlantic stingray), 2179 nucleotides long. It is a transcript of the gene sav1, whose product is annotated as salvador family WW domain containing protein 1. Lineage: Eukaryota; Metazoa; Chordata; Chondrichthyes; Myliobatiformes; Dasyatidae. The transcript has 5 exons. Gene Ontology annotation, biological process: hippo signaling; regulation of cell population proliferation; apoptotic process. Gene Ontology annotation, molecular function: protein binding; molecular adaptor activity. The record is from RefSeq and is a predicted model, not a curated record. Bases 123 to 1295 code for a protein of 390 amino acids.
AGCAUGCGGCGGGAGGGGUCCGAAUGGGAGUUUGUGGCUGAGGCGGCAGAGCGGCUUGGGUGUUCGGUGUGACAGGAUGCGGGCGCGGCCGUGCUGAGGGGGCGCAGCGCUGCUUUAACGUGAUGUUAUCAAGGAAAAAAAGUAAAAACGAAGCGUCCAAGCCGCCCGAGGUCCAGGGGAAAUACGUCAAAAAGGAGACGUCUCCACUCCUAAGGAAUUUAAUGUCUUCAUUUAUUCGCCAUGGGCCAACAAUUCCAAGGCGGACUGAUGUUUUAGUGGUGCCGGGAACGUCUGCAUAUCCUUCAGUUGAUGUGGUUUCGCGAAACCAAAGCUUCCUGCGAGGUCCUGUCCAAAGACCAACUCGUGAAAUCAUUAGACGUGAAAGUAACAGACCUUCAGGACAUUUAUACAUCCCACGUAAUAUAUCAGAACUCCCUCGAGAAUAUGGUGUCUCAUCACAGUCUUUUUUAGCUGAAGUUAAUUCUGAAAAUGGUGAUGCUGGUCAGUCUGCUGCUCGUUAUUAUUAUCCUGAACCAUAUUAUGAAGAUGGACAAAGGCGGCGACAUGUAGUUGAGCGAUUCCGGGAUGAUUAUAGAUAUUAUGAUCAUACACCUGAUCCUUUUCCACGGUUACCACAAGGGCAAGGUAGACUUCCAGCUGGCAUGGGAAGAAUUCCUUCAACAUCCUUGGGGAACCUAACAAAUCACACUACUGAUGAAUUGCCUCUUCCUCUUGGCUGGUCAGUUGACUGGACGAUUCGAGGAAGGAAAUAUUAUAUAGAUCACAAUACUAACACAACUCAUUGGAGCCAUCCAUUUGAAAGAGAAGGAUUGCCACCUGGCUGGGAACGAGUGGAAUCACCUGAAUUUGGUGUUUAUUAUGUGGAUCAUAUCAACAAGCGAGCCCAAUAUAGGCAUCCAUGUGCGCCCAGUGUUCCUCGGUACGACCAACCUCCACCUCUUCUUCCUCCUGUUACAUACCAACCACAACAAACUGAUCGCAAUCAGCUGGUUCCUGCAAAUCCCUACCAUACAGCAGAAAUUCCAGAUUGGCUGAAAGUCUAUGCCAGGGCUCCAGUAAAGUACGAUCACAUUCUGAAAUGGGAACUCUUCCAGUUAGCAGACUUGGACACUUACCAAGGAUUGCUGAAACUGCUGUUUAUGAAGGAAUUGGAAAGGAUUGUGAAAUCAUAUGAGGCAUAUAGACAAGCCCUUUUAACAGAGCUUGAAAAUCGAAAGCAAAGGCAACAGUGGUAUGCACAACAUCAUGGCAAGAGCUUUCCAGCAAAUGUCUGACAGUGGAAGUAUGUAAAUAAUAAAAUUUUAUUUUAACUCCUAAAACUUCCAUAUUUGUUAUGAAGAAAUAUCAGUUUUGGAAAUGAUUGCAUCUAAAUUUCAACAAUUUGACCAGUUAAACAAAACUGUAUAAAUUGUUUUUGUAUAUGUUGGUUUAUCUCUUUCCGGGUUUUUGUACCUUGAUGUGAAAGUGCGGUAAUUUGCUCCAGCAGCAACACUUACAUCAAGGUCCGCCUGCAUAGCUUUAAGUACGGAUUGUUGAGGGUUUCAUGAAAUAAGCUAAAGCAUCCAACACUAACUUCAGAAGAGAACAGCAAUAUGUUUACAAAUGAAGCCAAACACAAUGGUUUUAUCUUGAACAGUGAAAGCAAUGGUUGAUAUUAUGGCAUUGUGACAUACCAAUGGUAAUAAUCAUAAUGAUGCAUUUAAAGUUAUAAAUGAAACUAGUUUGGCAUUACACUGCUCUUUUCCCCUUUUUGUUUUAUUACUUUAGCUCCACAUGUUGCAUUCAUGAGAACAUUUUGUUGUCUGGGUGUAAUGUGACACUUUUAUUUGGCUUGCUUGGCAAGCAUUUUAUUUUAUUUAACUGAUUAGGCACAUGUUAUUUUGGAAAUCUCUUGCAAUUAAAUCAGGGAUACAUUAAAGCUUAUUUGAACUCUUUUUACUUAUGAAAGGAUGUAUUUUGUACAAAUUAUAAUGUUUUGUACAGUUAUGAUCUUUAGCAAGAAUAUUUUCAUAGAUGCCAGGCUUUUUAUAAAACAUUGAAAUUUCACUCUGUGAAUUCAGCAAUUCAGCAGUAUAAAGAUUGGUAUUUAUUAAUUACUCUAGUGCAAUAAUAUGUAUAAACUUGCAUAAAUUUCCAAUAAACUUUUUAUGUGAUUCAA